Euleptes europaea (tarantolino) is the source of this 1126-nucleotide messenger RNA. Its product is annotated as zinc finger protein 239-like. The transcript has a single exon. Gene Ontology annotation, biological process: regulation of transcription by RNA polymerase II. Gene Ontology annotation, molecular function: RNA polymerase II cis-regulatory region sequence-specific DNA binding; DNA-binding transcription factor activity, RNA polymerase II-specific. Lineage: Eukaryota; Metazoa; Chordata; Lepidosauria; Squamata; Sphaerodactylidae. The coding region runs from base 32 to 1060 and encodes 342 amino acids. The record is from RefSeq and is a predicted model, not a curated record.
UGUGGCUUCGGUAACCAGAGACAAUCCUGGAAUGAGGGAAGAAACCUUUGAGAGUCAAACAGUAGCAAGAAGGCAGGAUGAAAACCAGGGUGGGGAGAAACCAUAUAAAUGUCUGGAGUGUGGGAAGACCUUUUCUGAGAAAUCCAGCCACAAGAGACAUCAAACAGUUCAUUCUGAAGAGAAGCCAUACGAGUGCUUGGAGUGUGGGAAGACCUUCAGGUGGAGCACAAACCUCACUUCCCAUCAAAGAACCCACACAGGGGAAAAACCGUAUGUGUGUUCAGUGUGUGGAAAGAGCUUCAGUCACAACAGAAAACUUACUUACCAUCUCCAAGUGCACACUGGGGAGAAGCCGUAUAAAUGUUUGGAGUGUGGCAAGAACUUUGGAAAGAAGGACCACCUGGCUGCCCAUCAGAGAGUGCACACGGGGGAAAAACCAUACACAUGUUCUGAGUGUGGGAAGAACUUCAGGUGGAGCACUGAUCUGACUUCGCAUCAGAGAAUCCACACAGGAGAGAAACCGUACACAUGCCCAGAAUGUGGGAAGAGCUUCAGCCGGCGCACAACUCUGACUUUGCACCAAGUAAUGCACACAAGAGAGAAACUGUAUCAGUCCUUAGAGCGUGAGAAGAGCUUCAGCCACAGCUCAAGCCUUCCUCCCCAUCAAAAAAUCCACAUGGGGGAGAAACCUCAUAAAUGCCCAGCGUGUGGCAAGGAUUUCCGGAAAAAGGACCACCUCACAUCACAUCUAAGAAUCCACACUGGGGAGAAACCUUAUACGUGCCUGGUGUGUGGGAAGAGCUUCAACCGGAAUGGUACCCUGACUUUGCAUAACAGAAUCCACACAGGGGAGAAACCGUACCAAUGCUCCGAGUGUGGAAAGAGCUUUAAUCAGAAAGUAAACCUUACUUCCCAUCAAAGAAUCCACAUGGGAGAGGAACCGUUUGCAUCUAACCAGUCUCCUCUGAUCUUACGCCAGCUGUUGGACAAGACUAUGUACUUCCAAACUGCUACAGAACCAAGCAUGAUGCAAACUGAAUACCCAGCUGGAACCUUGUAAAGCUGCCAGCGGAGGAAAGAGCUCCUGUUGGUUCAAGGAAGCUAGCUAAGCCACGCUGCAUAGGGG